Messenger RNA from Bathycoccus prasinos, 1239 nucleotides. Its product is annotated as mitochondrial carrier family. The record is from RefSeq and is a predicted model, not a curated record. Gene Ontology annotation, cellular component: mitochondrial inner membrane. Gene Ontology annotation, biological process: transmembrane transport. NCBI's taxonomy places the organism in Eukaryota, Viridiplantae, Chlorophyta, Mamiellophyceae, Mamiellales, Bathycoccaceae. The coding region runs from base 1 to 1239 and encodes 412 amino acids. The transcript has a single exon. Gene Ontology annotation, molecular function: S-adenosyl-L-methionine transmembrane transporter activity.
AUGGCGAGAUUACAACGACCAUCCGGAGGCGGCGCCGCGACGAAAGUUGCCGAGUCUGGGUACGUCGAAGCUUCGGUAGCGCCGGCUUCGGCGCCGCCGAAAAUUACGUUGCGAAACGUCAUUCCGGUGAACGACGUUAUCGCGGGCGGUUGCGCUCGUGCCGCGUCGCAGUCGACGAUUCACCCACUCGAUACCGUCAAGGUCCGCAUGCAAGCGUUAGCUGGCAAGGGGAAAGCUGCACAGGAAGCUGCCGCGGUGCAGAAAGCGUCUAAGGCGGUAUCCACGGGUAAAUAUGGCGUCGGGAGCGCCUUCAUGGCGAAUGGCGGAAGCAAACGCGUCGCGUUGGCUCGAGGCGCUUCAGCCGUCGGCAAAGAGUUUUCCGUGCUUUAUAAAGGCGUGUUCGGUGCCGCGAGUGGAGCCGGACUUGCUAUCGGCACUUACUUUGCUUUCUACGGCGCCGCGAAGAAAUUGUUGGAACGAUAUUCCGACUACUCCGUCUCCAAGACUGCUUUCGUGGCUGGCGGUAUCGGCGCCUUGGGUUCCUCCUUGGUCAAAGUACCCGCCGCGGUUUGUAUUCGAUCCGUGCAAGCUGGAGUAUACCCGAACGUCUUUGCUGCCGCGGGGACAAUCACGAAAGCUGCCGGCUGGAGAGGUUUGUUUACGGGGUACGCGCCGACUUUGCUCGAAGACAUCCCAGACAUGGCGGUCAAAUUUGCGGCUUACGAAACUUUGCGAACGAUGCAUCGCAACUUUUUCAACAAAGACGACGAUGAAGCCGAUGCUUUUGCAGACAUCUCCAUGGGUUUGAUCGCUGGAUCCGUCGCAGCUGCUGCGACGACGCCUUUGGACGUCGUAAAGACGCGCAUGAUGUGUAACGCCGCUGCGAGACCAUCUUUUGGCGGCGCCAUUGUGGGCGUAUGGAAAGAAGCGCCGGCUGGCUUUAUCAAGGGCAAACUUCCCAUGUACUUUACUGGUGUCGGCCCUCGUGCAUUCUCGAACGGUAUCAACUCUGCCAUAUUCUUCAUGUUCUUUGAAGCGAUGCGUGCUGGGUUGAAACGUCGCGAAGAGCGCGUUGAACUCGAAAAGAGACGGUUACGAAGAGUCGGGUACAACGGCUCCAAGAACGAAGAGUUUCGAUGGGCGAACACCGACCAACAAGUCGGCAGAGUCACGGAAGCCUCCGUGACGACGUCCACUUUACGCCACAAGUUUACGCUUCCCAAGUUGAAGAAGUGUUAA